Molecule: messenger RNA, 1277 nt
Organism: Cucurbita pepo subsp. pepo (vegetable marrow)
Lineage: Eukaryota; Viridiplantae; Streptophyta; Magnoliopsida; Cucurbitales; Cucurbitaceae
Product: GDSL esterase/lipase At5g03980-like
Molecular function (GO): hydrolase activity, acting on ester bonds
Source: RefSeq, a predicted model, not a curated record
AAUUAAAUUAAAAGAAUACAAAAGAUAUAAAAUCAUAAUAUGAUCUAAUCAAAUCAAAUACAAGAUGAUGAUCAGUCUUACAAAAACCAUUGCGCCUCUCUGCUCUGCUGUCAUACUUCUUCUUAACAAUGGCGUUUCUCCCUAAUUUGCCUCUCCUCCUUUCUUCUUUCUUUCUUCUUCUUCUUCUUCAUUCACCGUCCAAUGCCGCCGAUCAUCCGCCGAAGGCCACCUGCAUGUUCGAAGCUAUCUACCAACUGGGCGACUCUAUUUCAGACACCGGAAACCUCAUCCGAGAAAAUCCCGCCACCCCUUUUUCCCGUCUCCCUUACGGGGAAUCCUUCUUCAACAACCCCACUGGCCGCUGUUCUAAUGGCUUGCUAAUCAUCGAUCAAUUUGCUAUUGUCGCUGGACUUCCUUUGAUAAACCCUUAUUUGGACAAGGAUGCACCAAUGACUCACGGGGUGAAUUUCGCAGUGGCUGGCUCUACGGCUUUGCCUUCGGAAGUUCUUGCUCAAAAGAAAAUCUCUUCUCGCGUCACCAACUCGUCUUUGUCUAAACAGCUUGAUUGGAUGUCUACUCAUUUCAACAUUACUUGUCUCUUCAAAGAGAAUGAUUGUACCAAGAAAUUGAAGAAUGCUUUGUUCUUUGUUGGUGAGAUUGGAGGGAAUGAUUACAACUAUGCGCUGUUCCAAGGCAAGACUAUAGAAGAAGUUAGAAAUAUGGUUCCUGAAGUUGUUCAAAUUAUAAAGGAGGCAGUCCAGAGAGUCAUAAAUUACGGUGCUUUUCAAGUUAUUGUGCCGGGAAACUUUCCAAUAGGCUGCCUACCAAUCUAUCUCGCUGGAUUUCAAACCGACGAUGCCACUGCUUAUGAUGAGCUUCACUGUUUGAAGGAUUUGAACAACUUAGCAAUCUAUCACAACACCCAUCUGAAUGAUGCUAUCAAAUCCUUGAGAAAAGAGAACCCAAAUGUGAAUAUCGUGUAUGGUGAUUACUAUAAUGCACUCUUGUGGGUUCUACGAGAAGCUUCCUCUCUCGGCUUUGAUGAAACGUCCCUGCAUAAGCCUUGUUGUGGAAUGGAUGGUGAUUAUGAGUUCAACCUGAUGCAAAUGUGUGGAGCUCCUGGAGUGCCGGUUUGUGGUAAUCCUGGAGAGCGAAUCAGUUGGGAUGGAAUUCAUUUGACGCAAAAUGCUUACAGACUUAUGACAUAUUGGCUCAUUCUCAACAUACUUCCACGGCUUUAUUGCAUACCUUGAAUUUGUUUCAUUACUUUAGCUUUG